Messenger RNA from Nyctereutes procyonoides (raccoon dog), 2882 nucleotides. It is a transcript of the gene TAFA2, whose product is annotated as TAFA chemokine like family member 2. NCBI's taxonomy places the organism in Eukaryota, Metazoa, Chordata, Mammalia, Carnivora, Canidae. The coding region runs from base 364 to 759 and encodes 131 amino acids. The transcript is spliced from 5 exons. The record is from RefSeq and is a predicted model, not a curated record. Gene Ontology annotation, molecular function: receptor ligand activity.
GCAGUCGGGGGGCUGAGCGCGCCGGUGCUCGCCGCCGAGGACCCGCCGGGGCUGCGGGGCCGGGCUUCCCUCCGUCCGCACGGCUUCCCGCUGCGCACCCGGCCCCGCGUUCAGGGUGCUCCCGCCUGCAUGGCGAGGGGUUCCUGAGCCGCCCGCGCCCGGAGCAGGGAGCGCGCGCACGCACGCCCCGGGCCGCACUCCCGCCCUCCGCGAGCUCGCAGCCCCGGACGCGGGCUCCUGUGCCCUGAGCGGCGGCGGCCGGGCGUCUCGGGAGCGAUGCCAGGGCGGUGAGGCAGGCGCCGGCCCGCGGGAGCUGCAGGAGCGUCGCUAGGUGUUGCCGCCACCGGGAAGCCGGGCUGCAGGAUGAGUAAGAGAUACUUACAGAAAGCAACAAAAGGAAAGCUGCUAAUAAUAAUAUUUAUUGUAACCUUGUGGGGGAAAGUUGUAUCCAGUGCAAACCACCAUAAAGCUCAUCAUGUCAAAACGGGCACUUGCGAGGUGGUGGCACUCCACAGAUGCUGUAAUAAGAACAAGAUAGAAGAGCGGUCACAGACGGUCAAGUGCUCCUGCUUCCCGGGGCAGGUGGCAGGCACCACACGAGCUGCUCCAUCUUGUGUGGAUGCUUCAAUAGUGGAACAGAAAUGGUGGUGCCAUAUGCAGCCAUGUCUUGAGGGAGAGGAGUGUAAAGUUCUCCCAGACCGGAAAGGAUGGAGCUGUUCCUCUGGAAAUAAAGUGAAAACAACCAGGGUAACCCAUUAACAAAGGAUAAACCAAGUGAUCCUCACACCUGGUUACAUCGAACAUAUGCACAGAAACUUAAUUCCUGAGGUGAUCUUGAAGGGAGAUUUUUAUACCGCUCACAAGAGGCACUGCAGAGUCUUACUUCCAAAGGAUUUCAUGGCUCAUAAUUGGCCUCUUCUUGAAACCAAGACUUUUAAAAAGUCAGACAUGAACUUCUAUGUCAUGAAGAUUUUGUCAGAUUUGAACUGCGUUCAACUUGUAAAAUUGCACUUGCUAAGAGAAUUUGGAGUUGCCAUCUGAAGAGUUGGUGUUUCCCGGUGAUGUCAGAGACACUCACCUUUUGGGCUCUUGGCUUCAAAUGUGACUGCUUUUCUUGUUUCUGAAAGUCUGCCAAGUGCACUGGCCUCCUGCCAUGGAUAUGUUCCUGGGUCCAGUCCUGUGUUCAUUGGCUGGUGGGACUGCACCUGGCUUUAUUGACAUUUCCUUUGCGAACUUCUCCUCUGGCAUGGUGUAGACUGAGACCAUUUUAUUUGUAUCUUAAUCUUGGAGCUAUGAAAGCCUACAUGUUUUAACAUCUUAACAUUGCUUUUGUUAAGGGAAUGGAAAUAUAUAUCCAUUGAUAAUAAUUAUUGUUGGCAAGUAAUAGUUAUCUGAAUACAUCAAUCAUAUAAGAAUGUAUAGACAAGCUGACAUGUUGCCCCAAGGCUAACAUACUACUACAGCUCUCUGUCAGUUACAUAGGUAGUAGUUAGAACUGAAUUUCCAUUUUCAUUAUAUGCUAGUUUGUACUUCUGGAGUACUCUCCCUUUUGGUUUUUGUGGGUUUUUUUUUAAGUGGGCUUUUUCUUUCAUGUUUAUAUUUACUUUUUCCCUUUACAGAAAUCAGCAGUGAGCAGUCAAGUAUGUAGGUAGCCUUUGGUUUCAAAAAAAUCGCCAGGAAUGCAUGUGGGUUUCUGAUUUCUUAGCUUGAGAGUUAUUCACUUAAGAUUUCUUCUAGUAAUUUUUUUUUAACUGUCCUUUCUACCAUUUUAAUAGACUGUCCCUUGCUCGCUCCCAGUGACUGUUUGGAUGCUUAUAUAUUUGUUCAGUCUGUUAAUAGAAUUGUUCAUUUUCCUUGGUAUAAAAUUUAUAAAUAUUUGCUUAUAGUUGUCCCAUUCAAACAAUUUCUUAGAUCAGUUUCUGUCCACAUUUUUGUAGUCAUUUUAACAUUUUUGUUUUUCAGUUCUAUAGGAUAGUCUUACAAAUAUUUAAAGGCCUUAAACAUGUAUGUACUUUUUUCCUAAGUUAUUACAGAAUGUAUAAUUUUAUACUACAUUUAUUUUAUUUCAUUUGUUAUGUGAAGGGAGAGAAGAAUUGAAAAUACAUAGCCAUUCUGUAACCCUAUUGUGUAAGUGUAUAGUUGAAGGGAUGUAAUGGGGGAGACUUCUUGGUUUACUCAUCUUAGCCUAAUAGGAAGGUCUUUCAUAAAUUGUCUUAUUAGAAGUUCCAUUAUGUUAGAGAAAAUGUGGCCAUCUUUCAUAUUUUUAGAACUCAUUGACAUGGUCAAUUAAGUCUUUGUUGGUUUCCAUGAUGGAAGCUGACAUACCUUAGAGAGUUUUGGUCUGUUAGUUGGUAACAAAUUUCAAAGACCAGUACAUUACCCAGGAUGUCUUCUGGGCAAAUUACAAGUGUAAAAUUUGUUAAAAGUUAAAUUUGUAAAGUAUACUUUUGACACUGAACCAAAGUAUACUGCCCCACAAGUCCAUGAAAUGAGAUGACUUCCUCCCUCCAUUUUCAUUAUACAUAAAACUAGAUGGCUCUGAGUGGAUUCUGUAAUAGUUCAAGACUGUAUGAAUUCAGAAAGAAAAAAAUAACAGUUGUGCUGGAAUUUUUGCAUCAAUGGUAACAUCAUUCAUUUCUUUGGAACAAAAUAGAAAACUAUACUAUUUUGGAAAUUAUGAAUUUGUCCUAGGUUUGUUUGAAAUUGUAGAUCAUGCUUCUCAUUUUUUUUUUUACCUGAGUCCUUUAAAACAACACUGGAAAUUCUGUAUUGUAUACAAGUGUAACACAUGCAUAUCAAUAGAAAAAAAUAAAUGGAAUUUCAAAUAGACUAACUAGAUUAUCCCCAGUAGAUAAAUGUUGUGACUAUUCAGAAAAGGUAAA